AUGUUAUACUGGUUGUCCAGUGUUUUCUCACGUCAGUGGCUUCGUGUGCUACAAACACACGAUCUUCAAGUGACCGCCUCACGUUACGAUUCAAGCAGUGGCGGUCGUUCUAGCAGUGUCGGAGGUAAUUACGGUCCAAGUGGCAGAGGAAGUCGUAGCAGCAGCCCGUCACGGCUACGAGCGACGCUCAGUGCGCGAGAGUCGGAAAUCAGUGGGUCCGGCGAAACCAAUCCCGCGAAUGGUGCUGCUGCAUCCUCAGAACCCGGGCCUCCCGCGGAUUUGUCAGAUGAAGUGUUCUGGGCCACAUCCGAGCGAUGUGGACGUCAUAUGCCAAGUGGGGAUAGUACGUACAGCUGGCGUUGGACUGGAUAUCACUUUGGCAUGGAUGUAGUGAUUAAGUACAAACGACGGUGA
Molecule: messenger RNA, 414 nt
Organism: Echinostoma caproni
Lineage: Eukaryota; Metazoa; Platyhelminthes; Trematoda; Plagiorchiida; Echinostomatidae
Source: the annotation of a GenBank genome assembly